CAUCUUAUCCGGGUGCAGCGCAUGGUGUGUGGGUACCAAGUAGUAGGAAAUUUGAAGAGAUAACAAACGCAGAAGCAAUGACAAUGGCAAUGGCAAUGGCGAGUUCUGCAAGCUGUACGGUGUCGUUUAGGAACAGCUUCGGUCUCAACAAACCCUCGGAUCUUGGCUUCGUCAGCUCGCAGUUGAGCGGCCUCAGAAUCUGCUGCCCCAAAUUCCCCACACCGCCCGUCACCGCUUCUCCCUCGUUCCCCGCACCUCUCCCCAUCGUAGCCAAGAGAGUUUGUCCCUUCACUGGAAAGAAAUCAAACAGGGCCAACAAAGUAUCAUUUUCAAACCAUAAGACAAAGAAACUGCAGUUUGUGAACCUUCAGUACAAAAGAAUUUGGUGGGAAGCGGGGAAGCGCUUUGUGAAGCUGCGUUUAUCAACUAAGGCAUUGAAAACCAUAGAGAAGAAUGGACUUGAUGCAGUUGCAAAGAAGGCUGGAAUUGAUCUCAGGAAGAAAUAAGAGUACCUUAUUAUGUUUUUGUAACAGAGUACCUAAUUAUUUCUUCUCCGUAUAUGACUUUUCAGAAGCAAGUUGUAUUGUUUGUAGAGAAAAACAAGAUAUGGAGAGCUUAUAGGCAAUGAAUUUCACUGAUGGAAAUCUCUUUGAUAAA
Vigna umbellata (rice bean) is the source of this 657-nucleotide messenger RNA. The record is from RefSeq and is a predicted model, not a curated record. NCBI's taxonomy places the organism in Eukaryota, Viridiplantae, Streptophyta, Magnoliopsida, Fabales, Fabaceae.